Camellia sinensis is the source of this 1718-nucleotide messenger RNA. NCBI's taxonomy places the organism in Eukaryota, Viridiplantae, Streptophyta, Magnoliopsida, Ericales, Theaceae. The record is from RefSeq and is a predicted model, not a curated record.
CAUCCUCACGAGAUACCCAUCAUCAUCAUCAUCAUCAUCAUCAUCAUCAUCAUCAUCAACACCCAUUCGUGUAAACAGAUUCAGAAAUCAAGACACCCACUUUCGGUUUGUUCUUUGCUCCCAAAAAUCUGCUUUCCAAGAUUGAUUCUAUACACAUCAAAACCUUCAAACAGCUUUUCAUAAGCGUCGGAGCCGUUGAAGGCAGAGAUUGGAGUGAGGAGCUUCACGAUUGCUAUUGAAUCAAUGGAGGUUGACAUUGUCAAAGCCGCUUUGGACUGGAGAUCAAGCUUGUUGAAGCUUGUGGUGAACUCAAUGGUUAGGUUACAGUUUUGGACUCCAAAAUUCCAUGGUUGCGUGGAAAUAAAAGGGAACAUUCUUGACGACACCAUGUUCAUCCAAGCACCCCACUAUGCUCAAUAUUUUCAGGGCUAUGCAAAACCUUCACGUCUUUUUCUAGCUGCAGAACCUGAAGUUUGUGCAGAUUCUUCACUGGAGAGGAUUCUUACAUCUUUCAAAGUGGGGGGAUGCAAGUGUUUAUACAAAGUCAAGCUACAUACAAGUAAUAUCUAUGGAUCAGGUCUUAGUGAUUUAAAUGCUGGCAUACUGCUUUGUUUGAUAGAUGAAAAUGGUGACUCGAUCUUACAAAGGAUACCGGCAAGUCUGAUUAAAGAACAUUGUAAUCAAUUAGAGGACAAGAUUGUUUCUGAUGUACUCCAUUUCCAAAGGGGUUCUGUUGAUGAGUUCGCCUUUGAGGGACCUAAACUGGGGCAAGUUGAAGCUCUAUGGAUCAGUCUUGAAUCAGGUCAGUGGAGACUAGGAGAUGUUAGCUUAAUUGUCACUUUCCUGUAUCAACCGACAUCGGAAGAAAAUGGCAGAAAAGAAAUUCAAUAUGUUGGUUUUGAAUACAGAUUUGCGGUCGAGGAUACCUUGCUUGGUGAGGGAAGUGACAUUUCCAUGGCAGAACUGAGGCCUGGCCUAGUUAGAGAGUUUUCUUGGGACAACUUGACCUUGCUAAGUGAGUACCUCUUGCAACCUACAUCAAUUGUGAGUGACAGUGGAAUAACAAAUGAAGAAAGCAUGAGAGAGUAUGCGGAUUUGAAGUAUUCUUUGUUACUUUAUGAUGGUUUGCUUGUACUUGCUGGCUCGUCAAUUGCAUCCUUUUCAGUUGGGGAAAAUGCUGCAUUUGCAUUCUUAGGCGGUGGGAUUGGUGGCUUUUUAUAUCUGUUAUUGCUGCAGAAGUCCAUUGAUGGAUUACCAGCUCCUGCUGCAUCAUCAGCAUCAAUAAACAGAAGAGGGAAAUUUGCUCAAAUAUUCGGAAGAUUUAAGGGUCCAGUUUCAAGCCUAGUACUAGCAUUUGUAUUUGCUACUAUUGCAGUGAAAUAUGGUUCUGGAGACAGUGGUGGCAUGGUGUUAACACCGAAAGAAGUCGUGUUUGGGAUGCUGGGAUUUCUUGCAUGUAAGGUGGCUGUGGUGUUGGCAGCAUUCAAAACCAUGCCAAUGGGUUUAGAGGAGAACGAGUAACAGUAUAUAUUUUUUAUAUUUUAUCUAUUUUGUGUGUGUGUGUGUGAGAGAGAGAGAGAGACAGAAAUGUCAUAUUCAAGAAAAUGCUUGACUUACUAGCAGUUCUGAGCAGUCAGUCAUGGUUGAUAUUUAAGGCAGUAGUGAUAUUCAAAUGAUCAAUUAAUUACCUUUUGAAACAAAAUGAUAAUUCAAGUCCA